Messenger RNA from Siniperca chuatsi (mandarin fish), 1644 nucleotides. RefSeq names its product SET and MYND domain containing 3 (gene smyd3). Gene Ontology annotation, molecular function: protein binding. The transcript has 12 exons. Gene Ontology annotation, cellular component: nucleus. Bases 54 to 1385 code for a protein of 443 amino acids. The record is from RefSeq and is a predicted model, not a curated record. NCBI's taxonomy places the organism in Eukaryota, Metazoa, Chordata, Actinopteri, Centrarchiformes, Sinipercidae.
GACGCCAUGACGCACCGUGUGCGUCUGUUACGGAUGUAAACACUGCUCGUUUCAUGUGGAGGGAAAACAUGGUACUGAGGCUGGAGCGUUUUGUCAGCCCGGGAAAAGGUAACGGUCUGCGGGCGAAAGCCAGGACCAAGAGGGGAGAGCUGGUGUGCUCCACCGAGCCGCUGGCGUGCUGUGUGUCCAACAAACUGGCCAGAGAUGUCUGCCACCACUGCUUCACACGACGUGAGACCUUGUUGAGGUGUUCCCAGUGCAAGAUGGCUCGCUACUGCAAUAUCACUUGCCAGAAACAAGCAUGGUCUGGCCAUAAGAGAGAGUGUAAAUGUCUGCAAAGCCUCCUACCCAGAAUUCCCACUGACUCGGUCCGUCUGGCUGCGAGACUCAUCUUUGCCUUGUUAAGUCCAUCUAAGAGCAGUAGUGAGGAGCUCUACACAUUGGAGGAGCAUGAAACACACCUGAGUUCCAUGUCUGAGCUGAAGAAACAAGGCCUGUCUCAGCUGGCAUCCAUGUUAGAGCUGUAUUUACGACAGGAAGUACCUGACCUGGCACAGGAAAUUACGUCAGCACUGCCACCUUCCUGCCGAGAACCCCUCAGCCUUAUUGCAAAGGUGACAUGUAAUUGUUUCACUAUCAGUGAUGGAGAGCUGCAAGAGAUUGGAGUUGGGCUGUAUCCUAGUUUAACCCUGCUAAACCAUGACUGUAGGCCAAACUGUGUGAUGGUGUUUGAGGGAACAAAACUGCAGCUAAGAGCUGUUCGGGAUAUCAACCCUGAAGAGGAGCUAACUAUAAGUUACAUCGAGACGUUGUCAUUGACUGAAGAUCGACGGAGACAGCUGGAGGACCAGUACCAUUUUACCUGCCACUGCCAACGAUGUGACUCUCAAGACAAAGAUGGACUCAUGCUGUCAGGGGAAGAAUCAACAUGGCGUCUGAUGAAGGAGACUCUACCCAGACUGGAAGGACUGAAAGCAGAGUCGGAUUGGCAAACACUACUAGAGCGCUGUAGUCAUCUGUUAUCAACUGUUGGUGGUGACAUGCCUGAUGAAAAUCUGUAUAAACUCAGGAUGACAGACAUGGCUCUAGAUGCCUCCAUUCACCUGGGACACUGGGAGGAAGCUGUGGGAUAUGGGGAGAAAACACUUCCAGUUUACAGACAAUACUACCCUGAUCCCCAUCCGGUCCAUGGAGUCCAGCUGAUGAGAGUCGGAAAGCUGCAACAUUACCUGGAACAUAUUGAGGAUGCUUUGGACACAUUCAAACAGGCCUAUCAAAUCAUAAAGCUGACCCACGGUGACGAUCACCCCUUGACCACUGAUCUAUUGAUGAAGAUAGAGGAAUGUCGCACUGAGAUGGUUCAACAGUCAUCCAGCAGUCACUAAGACACAGCCACAAAAAAAACCUGAUACUGUACUCUUGUACAUGUAAAUUAAUGGACUAAUUUCACUUUCUCUCUUAGUUUCUUAUAGUCUUAAUGUUAUUAGUGUAUUCGCCAGUCCCAGCCAUCAAAUUUAUGAGAUUUGUAGUAUGAACAAAAAGUGGAGAAAUAUAAAUGGGAGAUGAAUGUGUGUAGCAAAUUUAAUGGUAAUCCAUCCAACAGUUGUUAAGACAUUUCACUAAAAAACACAAUUGUCAACUUCA